Myotis davidii is the source of this 2612-nucleotide messenger RNA. Its product is annotated as zinc finger protein 615-like. Lineage: Eukaryota; Metazoa; Chordata; Mammalia; Chiroptera; Vespertilionidae. The record is from RefSeq and is a predicted model, not a curated record.
AUGGCGGACCCAGUGAGGCGGCGCUGCGGCCACAGGGAGUCGCCAUAUUGCCGGGCAGGGAACGCGGAAAUCGCUCCGGGUUCUGCCAAGGCUUCAGGUCCCCGCCCGCCGCAGCCGGAUGACGCAAUAGCUGAGCUCCGCCAGCAGCGACCAAAUCCGAUGGCGGGAAAGUUAAGCUCGGACGCUCCCGUGGGGCUGGAGGAAAGCUCGUCAGGUAUCGAGCCAGCAAACCAGAUGCGCUCUCCAAGCUGGAACGAGGGGAAGAGCCGUGGGCAGUACAGCGUGGAUGCCACUGUCCAGUCUCUCCAGGUGAGCGGGGAGAAUCAUUUUAUUUCAAACAAGGAUUGUGAGGGAUUCCAGAAUGAAUCCCUGUUCUCUUCUGUCCUAGAACUCAGGAAGGUGGAUGAUCUUCUGCAGCAUCACUUGCAAAUCCAAAACCUUCAGAAGAGUGUGGACCGAGGCUGUGAACAUAGUAUGUUAGCAGAUAUUGUUAAUCAGAGUGAAGAUCAUUCUCUAUUCAAGCAAAAUUGCAAUGAUAUGUUUGAGAUAAGUGAAAAACCUUUAAAAUCAAAUGAAAAUUUUGAAAGCCAAAAUAGAAGCUGUAACUUAAAGAAUUCUGUGGAGUUGAAGGGAGAUGGAAUAUGUAUUCGUCAUGCUAACCAUGAACAAUUUUACACUGAAAUCAUGUUGCCAGUUAGUACCAAACUAAUUAAUAAUCAAUCCUGGUUCAUUCAGCAACAGAACACUCACAAUGUAGAGAAAGCCCAUGUGUGCAUUGGAAGUGGGAAAGCCUUUAUGAAGGUGUCUCAGCUCACUGAUCAUCAGAGAGUUCAUACUAGACAGAAAUUUUAUGGGUGCAGUCUGUGUGGGAAGGACUUUCUCAGGAAAUCCAGGCUCACUAAACAUCAGAAAAUACACACGGGACUCAAACAGUAUGAAUGUACUGAAUGUGACAAAACCUUCCUCAAGACAUCCCAGUUCAAAAGACAUCAGAAAAUGCACAUGAAAGAGAAACCUUAUAUGUGUAGUGAAUGUGGAAAAGCAUUCAUCAAAAAGUCUCGGCUCAUUUAUCAUCAUCGAACUCAUACAGGAGAGAAACCCCAUGGGUGCAGUCUAUGUGGGAAGACCUUCUCUACAAAAUUUAGUCUCACUGUACAUCAGAAAACCCAUACAGGAGAGAAACCUUAUACAUGCCCUGAAUGUGGAAAAGGCUUCAUUGAGAAGAGUCGUCUUAUUGCACAUCAGCGAACUCAUACAGGAGAGAAACCCCAUGGUUGCAAUCUGUGUGGAAAAACCUUCUCUACAAAGUGUAAUCUCACUACACAUCAGAGAACUCACACAGGAGAAAAGCCUUUUUUAUGCAGUGAAUGUGGGAAAGGCUUCUCAAUGAAGCAUUGUCUAAUUGGACAUCAGCGAACGCAUUCUAGAGAGAAACCCUAUGUAUGUGUUGUGUGUGAAAAAGCCUUCACCAUGAAGCGUGAUCUCACUGUACAUCAGCAAAGUCAUACUUCAGAUAAACCAUAUAUGUGCAAUGAAUGUGGAAAGGGUUUUAUUGUGAAGAGUCGUCUGAUUGUACAUCAGCGAAUGCACACGGGAGAGAAACCCUAUGUAUGCAGUGAAUGUGGAAAAGGCUUCCCUCAGGUGGGGUCCCUCGGCAACCACUGCUUUAGAAGAAAGACAUGCCUUGUAAAACAUCAGAGUUUUCACUCAGGAAACACUUCCUUUGCAUGUACUAAAUGCACAAAAUUCUCUUUUAGCAACAAUGAUCUCAUCCAUCAGAGAAUUCACAUGGGAGAGAAAUCCUAUGAAUGUAAUGAAUGUGGUAAAACUUUCACUACAAACUCAGGAUUCUAUGUUCAUCAAAGAACAAAGAGGCCCUAAGAGUGUAGCAAUUGUGGGACAGCUUUUGACCACUUGUCAGUUGUUAAACAUGAGAUUUCAUAGGUAGUUGCUUUGGGGUAAGCCUGUUGCCAGUUGUAGGCCUUCAAGAGGAUAGUAUGCAAUGAAGAAUAACUUGAUGCAAAAAGAGAGAUAGGGAAAAAUGAAUAUGUUACUGCAAAGAAUGUGGUACUGUCUUUCAAGGUCAAUUACCUCGUAUUUUAUAUGAAAAAACUUUUACAAAACAAGUGAUACAAUCAGCCUUGAUGAAAAUAUUUUAGGACAUUAUAUGUCUAUAAAGGUUAUCUUGACAUAAAUCCUAUGAAUGUGACAGUAGGAAAUUCUUACUGGGAAGUACUCCCUAUCAUGAUGAAUGUGUGAAUAUUUCUCAUUGUUUGAAAGCAUCUGCCCCAAAGUAAGACCUCAAUAGAUGUCAGUUUACACUAGAGAAAUACUUUUCUGUGGCAGUAACGUGGCAUGGAUUGCAUAAUUCAUGUUGCCUUAUUUGCCACAAAUCCAUGCAGAAAUAACUCAUGAACACAUUCAAUUUGGUGGUCUUUAGCAAAUGAAGAAGCCUUGAAUGAAAAAGCAUUCUGUCAUAAGUCUGAAGAAAAAAUAUACUUCACAAGCCAUUGUGGACAGGAUACCAUCAGCAAUAUUUCUACUCACCUUGUCUUUGAUUUUAAGUUUUAAACAGUGACAAUUACUCUCAUCAUGAAUAAAAUUUUAAUAAA